Molecule: messenger RNA, 2116 nt
Organism: Prunus avium (sweet cherry)
Lineage: Eukaryota; Viridiplantae; Streptophyta; Magnoliopsida; Rosales; Rosaceae
Product: Ankyrin repeat family protein
Cellular component (GO): plasma membrane
Molecular function (GO): protein binding
Source: RefSeq, a predicted model, not a curated record
AAAAAAAUACACCAUUAAUCAAUCAAAAUUGAAAAAGUAAAAAUAAAAUCAAUACUGCCAAGAAGCCAAUAUCUGAAUUGAAAGACAGAGCACUGAAACCCCGCACCUCAUAUAUCACCAUAUCAUACCCUCUCCUCUCGACUCGUUUACAGUUAUAUCUGGUCGGCUGGUCUUCCAGUUCCUCCUCCUCUCUCUGCUGAUGAAGGGAAGCUGAGACUUUUUGAAAGAUUUAAUCUUUUUAACUCCCACGAAUCACAAUGGACUCAAAGUCUGUGCGUUUCCUUACCCACCAAUGUUUCUUCUCCGCCGUUCGAUCCGGCGACCUUGGGUCGGUGAGACAGGUGGUCGAUAAGCUCACAAAGGACGAGCCCUCAAAUGGGUCCCUCGUCUCUGAUCUGAUGGCGAUGCAGAACGAUGCAGGCGAGACUGCCCUGUAUGUGGCUGCAGAGAAUAAUCUGGAGGAGGUGUUCAGUUACUUGCUCCAGUUCUGUAAUAUAGAGAUUGCAAAGAUCAGGUCCAAGCAUGAUAUGAACGCCUUUCAUGUUGCCGCCAAGCGUGGCCACUUAGGUAUUGUGAAGGCACUAUUGGGAAUUUGGCCUGAGCUAUGUAAAUUGUGUGACUCGUCAAACACUAGCCCUCUUUAUUCAGCUGCCGCUCAGGACCAUUUUGAUGUAGUUAACGCCAUCUUGGAUGCCGAUGUCAGCUCAAUGAGGAUAGUGAGAAAAAAUGGUAAAACUGCGUUACAUACAACUGCAAGGUAUGGCCACCUCCGUACUGGGAAAGAACUUAUAGAUCGAGAUCCAGGAAUAGUCUGCAUAAAAGAUAAAAAGGGUCAAACUGCACUCCAUAUGGCUGUAAAAGGUCAGUGUACUCCGAUUGUAGAGGAGAUUUUGCUUGCUGACCAUUCUAUACUGAAUGAACGCGACAAGAAGGGCAACACAGCUGUGCAUAUAGCCACGAGGAAAUGCCGUCCCCAGAUAGUGGGCGUUCUGCUGAGCUAUAGGACUAUUGAUGUCAAUGCCAUUAAUAAUCAUUAUGAAACUGCAAAGGAUUUGGCAGAUACACUACCAUAUGGAGAAUCAACAUUGGAAAUUAAAGAAGCACUAGCGGAAGUUGGUGCCAAGUAUGCAAGACAUGUUGGCCAAGUGGACGAAGCGAUGGAACUGAAGAGAACUGUGAGUGAUAUCAAGCAUGAGGUGCAGUCACAGCUUAUACAAAAUGAAACAACUCGACGACGAGUUUCUGGUAUUGCCAAAGAACUAAAGAAACUUCAUAGAGAAGCUGUCCAGAACACUACCAAUUCUAUUACAGUAGUUGCUGUUCUGUUUGCGUCGAUAGCCUUCUUGGCCAUGUUUAACUUGCCUGGCCAAUAUGUAAAGGAAGGACCGGAAGCAGGGAUGGCUAACAUAGCUGAUAGUGUUGGUUUCAAAGUGUUCUACCUGUUAAACGCUACGUCUCUUUUCAUGUCGCUAGCAGUUGUUGUGGUUCAGAUCACUUUGGUGGCCUGGGAGACAGGGGCUCAGAAGCAAGUGGUGUCAGUGGUUAACAAACUAAUGUGGGCUGCCUGCGCUUGCACUUGUGGGGCUUUUCUGGCGAUAGCCUUUGUGGUCGUCGGAGAGGGGAGUUCAUGGAUGGCUAUUACCAUAACCGUUAUGGGAGUGCCAAUGCUUGUUGGAACUCUUGCAAGCAUGUGCUACUUUGUUUUCCGGCAACACUUUGGGGGUUUCCGGCGCGACUCUCAACGGCGCAUCAAAAAGGCCAGCGGAAGCAAGUCCUUUUCGUGGUCAGUCUACUCGGCAAACAUCUCAGAUCUUGAUGAUGACUACAACUCCGACCUUGAGAAAAUCUAUGCUUUGUGAACACUAAUAUACAGUAUUAUAGUAUUAGUAGUAUACAUAUGAGUUGUUUUAACACGUUUUCCGCCCAAUGUCUUGUUUAGCUCUUCAUCUAUCUGUUGAAGUAAGAGUUGUUGUUCAUAAUUAAAGGGGUGCUGCUGUAAUCUUGGUGCGCGCCAAGCUAAGUUGUUGGCUUUUUGCCCUGUACCUCUUAACUCUAGCUCUUUAAUUCACAGUUGAUUGUAGAUUAUGUAUAUUGUAUUUGUAAAUGUAGAUUGCGG